CAAUAUUGACUUUGUUAGGGAUGACCGUGCAUUGCUGAUGUUUACUCUAAUAAUCGGGUCGAGUCUCCCAGAAUUCGGACAAUGAACGAUUCUUGUCGCGGCGGCACCUAAACAUGUCGAUAAUUCAGCGAUUUGCAUUGUUCAAUUAAUUGAAUCAGCAUAACGAAUCGAAUCGCUUUGAAAAAUUACAAUGACGAAAGAGGCUGUUACGGCCUCUAAGCAGGGGCCUCAACACAUGCAAGGCCCAACACUUCUGCCAUCACCUGUUGCUCAAGCCGUCAGCCUUGCCACUCGAUCAACGUCGCUCGCCAUUCGCAUUGGAUCCGUGGUGAGCAACGCCGGCCUCGAUGCCGCAAGAUUCACUACCCUCGGCAGCCUCGGGCUGGCCCGGGGCAUGAUUGAAGGCGUCAUGAGCCGAGCUGCCAAAGAUACCCUUGAGCAAUCGCAGACCGAGCUGGCCGUUCAGGAAGCAGAGACGAUUCUAGAGCGCAGCCUCGAAAACCUGCACUAUGCCGUCACUCAGGCUGUCUUUUGGACUUCAGUCAGCUUCCGGCUCACAGGCACAACCAUCUCUACUGCUUCUGCAGGCUCACAACUCCUUUUAUCGUCUCUUGACCAGCUCCUCGGCUCAACAGAUUCCUCUCGAGCAGUUUCAAGCAUCGUCACUCUUAUUCGCCGUGAAUUCGAGAAUCCCACAACAGGCCUUCAAGGAGAGCGAGUCGGUGUCAUUGAUCUGACGCUUGCGCUCAGCACGCUGGCCUAUCUACAGCGAGCAUGCCGCAAAACGACUGAAGAAGAACGCCGAAGGCAGUCCUAUGAAGAAAUUGUCUGGGAUGUGGUUGUCUUGGAAAACGGAGAUCGGGUUGACAUUGAUGAAAAGGUGUUUAGUGAGAUCCGCGGGGGCUACAGCAGCCAGGAUAAGGAUAUUGUCCCGUCGACUCCUUCCAACGGUUCCAUGAAUAAUGUUGAAGACGACGAAGCUGUUAUAUCCCGCCUUAAGAGCCAGAUAAUGGCCUCUGUGGCUCCAGGCACCGCAGUAUCCAUUUCCAACUCGGUAUCUUCGGUGCAAACAAUCACCGUGGAUGUUCAUGGAUCAAAUCUCCUUUCUCUACCAACCCCGCCAGGCGCUGAAAUUGUCGAGACACAGCCCCUCCUCACUUCUGGAAGCUCUCUAUCAUACCAUUCAUCAGACCAAAAAGAUCAACCUGCAUCAUCCUACCGGGUGGUAUACAAGAUAAAUCGCAAUAAGAAGGAAACGACGUCUUUCCGAGGCGGAGAAGAGCCUCAAGUAGAAGCUGUCGAAGUUAUUGGCGAUUAUCAGAGUUCUGGGAGCGAGGAAACUCUCACAGAGACGCCUACAAUUACUCUUCCCGAGGAUCCAUCACCUCCAUCUUCACCUUUUACGUCGCCAUCUGCGACUUUUGCUUUCCAAUCGCCGCCAAUUCCUCCAAAGGAUAAGAGAAAACACCAUAAAUCGCAGCCUCAUGAUUUCUCAAAACCAACCAAAUCAAGUUCUCGCAAAAACAAUGGCGACUCCGCUAAAACUUCUUCUCGAACGUCUACACCCUCAAAAGAGCCAAUGUAUUUGGAAGAUUUGCCGGCCCAAAACCAAAAGAAACAACGCACCCAUAAGACUCAAGAUACAAGUAAGAAAGCUUAUGCUGGGAAGAAGACCGAAGCAGGGGCCUCUUCAAGGACGCCUGAUAAAAAGGCUGGGUUAAAGCAUAUCCUCAGAGGAAACGGUCCGUCCGUCUCACAUAUAUGGACAAAGGAGUCAAUCCCACUGGACUAUACCGGCGGCAGAGACCUACAUGCAAAACCUUCCCUUAGAGAUAUAGCGAGAGAAUUACGGUCGGGAUCCCCACCAAGCGAUGCAGUGCCAAGGUCGCCCACUGAACACUACAGUGUCUAUCUUAAGCCUCCUGGUGGUCAUCGUCGAAAUCGGUCGUAUGCUACCAGCAUAUAUAGCGCCGGCACCAACGACUCAGUGUCAUCAUUGGUAUUGUCUUCAUACUAUCAAAAGAGCGCCUACAAUACCUCGGACGCGCUACAUUCCCUUCAGACGCAAGGUUUCGUCGAUGGAACCUUUCCUGAGGGCCAUCUGCUCCCUAAUAUCACUCGAUACAUGCGAUUCUCCUCAGCGAGUUAUGGCUCGCACUUUCUCAAACUCACUGGUAUAUCCAGUGAAACGCCGAGUCCCGGCGCUUGGGAUGGAAUUCAUAACGAUGUACGGCAUUUUGCCCAUCACACAGAGUCGCAGACCGACAAUAUUCUUCUCGCUUCCUUCGUUGACCCGCAGGGUGGUAGCGACGCAACUGGUUCCACCAGAUCUGGCGUUCCUCUUGUCCAUUACAUCUCACUCGACCAUGCGGCCAAGGCCGUUGUGCUUGCCUGCAGGGGCACGUUGGGAUUCGAGGACGUACUGGCGGAUCUGACCUGCGAGUACGAUAGACUCGUUUGGAGAGGCAGAGGUUAUCGUGUUCACAAGGGCAUUCAUGCCUCUGCUAGGAGGCUGCUCUACGGUGACGACGGUCGCGUUUUAGUUACACUCCAAGAAGCUCUACGCGAAUUCCCCGACUAUGGGCUUGUAUUGUGUGGGCACUCUUUGGGAGCUGGCGUCACCUCGUUGCUGGGAAUCAUGCUGUCUGAGCCCAAUCCUUGUGGCCCUGGCUUCGUCACAUCCGCUGAGCCCUACACAGUCAGGCCUCCACCCAACGAGGCCCUUAUCAAUGUGAGGCUCAGCAAGAUUCGCCCUCCGUCUGGUCGCCGCAUACACGUAUAUGCAUAUGGCCCUCCAGGUGUCAUGUCAUCGUCUCUGCGCCAAAUCACUCGCGGCCUCAUUACCACCGUCGUACACGGCAACGACUUGGUGCCUCAUCUCUCCUUGGGCCUGCUCCAUGACUUUCAAGGCGUUGCCCUGGCGUUUAAGAACGAUGCAAACAACACAAAGUCCGAAAUCCGCCAGCGCAUCUGGAAUGCCCUACAAGACAAUGUCUCAGAUAGAUGGUAUUCCUAUCGCAGCGCCAGCAAAGUCGCCAGCAGCGGAGGCGUGAGUGACGAAGAGAGAUGGAUGCUUCCCGCGCUGGAUAAUAUGAGGGCAAGCAUGAAGGGCACAAAGCUCCUCCCGCCUGGCGAGGUGUUCACUCUUGAGACGCAGCGGGUGUUGAGGAGAGACGCUUUUCUUCUCUUGGAUGAGGAGCAUAUUGGGAGACCAGCGCAGAGGAUUGUGCUCAAGUACGUGAAGGAUGUGGAGGGUCGGUUUGGAGAGGUGCGAUUUGGGGCGAGCAUGUUGACGGAUCAUAGUCCGGCGAAGUAUGAAGAUGCUCUGAACAAGCUGAGGGUGGGAGUGUCGACGUGAUAUACCUAGAAUGCAAGAUGAGUUUUAGAGAGGCCGUAAGACGUUUGUCCAGCUGCAAGAAUAUGCAAGAUGCUAUAGAUAUUGUGCAAUUCUCAUGAAAUAGAUAGAUUAACACGACUAGUGUCGCUUUUACUUAAACAUUACUUUCCAUGCUGAUACCUCAAAUUCACGCCGCACUC
Molecule: messenger RNA, 3537 nt
Organism: Trichoderma asperellum CBS 433.97
Lineage: Eukaryota; Fungi; Ascomycota; Sordariomycetes; Hypocreales; Hypocreaceae
Biological process (GO): diacylglycerol catabolic process; arachidonate metabolic process
Molecular function (GO): lipase activity
Source: RefSeq, a predicted model, not a curated record